GGGAAUCUGCCUACUGAUAUCACCGAGGAAGAUUUCAAGCGCCUCUUCGAGCGCUAUGGGGAGCCUAGCGAGGUCUUCAUCAAUCGGGACCGUGGCUUCGGCUUCAUUCGCCUGGAAUCUAGGACACUGGCUGAAAUAGCAAAGGCAGAACUUGAUGGUACUAUAUUGAAGAGCAGACCUCUUCGAAUUCGAUUUGCUACACAUGGAGCUGCCCUAACGGUCAAGAAUCUUUCACCUGUAGUUUCUAAUGAGCUGCUGGAACAAGCAUUCUCUCAAUUUGGGCCAGUGGAAAGAGCUGUUGUUGUAGUAGAUGAUCGCGGCAGAGCUACAGGAAAAGGUUUCGUAGAGUUUGCAGCAAAACCUCCAGCACGGAAAGCUCUAGAAAGAUGCAGUGAUGGGGCAUUCUUGCUAACAAC
This is a messenger RNA of Antrostomus carolinensis (chuck-will's-widow), 416 nucleotides long. Its product is annotated as paraspeckle component 1-like. The annotation marks the transcript as partial. Lineage: Eukaryota; Metazoa; Chordata; Aves; Caprimulgiformes; Caprimulgidae. Gene Ontology annotation, molecular function: RNA binding. The record is from RefSeq and is a predicted model, not a curated record. The transcript is spliced from 2 exons.